AAAUGUCAUUUCAAUUCAAUGCGAAUACUAUUGAAACACCUAUUAUGAUGAACAUGUAUGAGCCCAAUAGGCAGCAACAUAAUAAUCGAAAUACAAUGAAUUGUUUUCGACGGAAAACCAAUCUGGAACUACACCUCAUAUUUUAUUUAAUACUGACCGUCAUAUUGUGCACCAUUAUUGUGGUGUUCAACAAUUUCACGUCAACUCACUCGACACCGAUCGUAAUCGUCGAAAAGCACAACAUAUACGUGGACUUAAACUACCAGUCCUUGGAUACCGACCCCAAAGUGCGGGCCGUUAUAGUGAAGGCUCGCAAUUCUGUGGAGUUAUUGCGGAACGCAUUGAAUAUUCCGUGCGUUGGGGUCGGAGUAGCUGUUAAUGGCAGCACACUAUGGGCUGAAGGGGUCGGGUAUUCAGACAUUGAGAAUGGCGUCAAAUGUCACCGACAGUCGGCAUUCAGUAUGUACACUGACAAUUUUUAA
Oppiella nova is the source of this 482-nucleotide messenger RNA. Lineage: Eukaryota; Metazoa; Arthropoda; Arachnida; Sarcoptiformes; Oppiidae. The record is from the annotation of a GenBank genome assembly.